Molecule: messenger RNA, 1567 nt
Organism: Trichechus manatus latirostris (Florida manatee)
Lineage: Eukaryota; Metazoa; Chordata; Mammalia; Sirenia; Trichechidae
Gene: METAP1D
Product: methionyl aminopeptidase type 1D, mitochondrial
Biological process (GO): proteolysis
Cellular component (GO): mitochondrion
Molecular function (GO): metalloaminopeptidase activity
Source: RefSeq, a predicted model, not a curated record
AUGUUGAACGCUAGACUGUGCUUUAUUUUUUCCUCCCAACUUCACGUUUCCAUGCACCAAAAUGUUGAUGAUAUAAAUACUGGAUACCACGCUUACCUGACAGGUUUCUUCCAUCCCACCUGUACGCAGGAGGUCGGAGCGUGCGCGCCAGCCGCGGCUGGAGCCCGCCUCUGCCGGCCGGAGCGGGCUCGGCCGGCCGCGGUUCCCCCUGCUGGCCCCGGUGCCGGAGCCUUCCCCCAGCCAGGGCUCCCGCAGUCAGCCCGCCAAGCGCACGCGCACUUCCCUCGGGCUGCCUCUGCGCCUCCGGUUUUCGGCAGGGCUGCGACUGGACGGCUCCAGAGGCAGGGGCGGGGCGGAGCUAGUGCCGGAGCUCGUAACCACGUGACCGGCGCCAACAUGGCGGCGCCCAGCGGCAUCCACCUGCUCUUCAGCAGAGGUUGUCACAGAAUUUUCUCUUCACCACUCAAUCACAUCUACUCACACAAGCAGUCCGGCAGUCAACAAAGAAGAAAUUUCUUGUUCCGGAGACAAAGAGAUAUUUCACACAGUAUAGUUUUGCCGGCUGCAGUUUCUCCAGCUCAUCCAGUCCCUAAGCACAUAAAGAAGCCAGACUAUGUGACGACAGGCAUUGUACCCGACUGGGGAGACAGCAUAGAAGUUAAGAAUGAAGAUCAGAUUCAAGGGCUUCGUCAGGCUUGUCAGCUGGCCCGUCAUGUCCUCCUCCUGGCUGGGAAGAAUUUAAAGGUUGACAUGACAACUGAAGAAGUAGAUGCUCUUGUUCAUCAGGAAAUCAUCAGUCAUAAUGCCUAUCCCUCACCUCUAGGCUAUGGAGGUUUUCCAAAAUCUGUUUGUACCUCUGUGAACAACGUGCUAUGUCAUGGUAUUCCCGACAGUCGACCUCUUCAGGAUGGUGAUAUUAUCAACAUUGAUGUCACGGUCUAUUACUGUGGCUACCAUGGAGACACGUCUGAAACAUUUUUGGUGGGCAAUGUGGAUGACUGUGGUAAAAAGUUAGUGGAGGUUGCCAGGAGGUGUAGAGAUGAAGCAAUUGCAGCUUGCAGAGCAGGGGCUCCCUUCUCUGUAAUUGGAAACACAAUCAGCCACAUAACUCAUCAGAAUGGUUUACAAGUCUGUCCACAUUUUGUUGGACAUGGAAUAGGAUCUUACUUUCAUGGACAUCCAGAAAUUUGGCAUCAUGCGAAUGACAACGACCUGCGCAUGGAGGAGGGCAUGGCGUUCACCAUAGAGCCAAUCAUCACCGAGGGAUCCCCUGAAUUUAAAGUCCUCGAGGAUGCAUGGACUGCGGUCUCCGUAGACAAUCAAAGGUCCGCCCAGUUCGAGCACACAGUUCUCAUCACGUCGAGGGGCGCUCAGAUCCUGACCAAACUGCCUGACGAGGCCUGAGGCGCGGCCCGAAAGGCGCGGCCACCUGACGCUUUUCUUUCCUAAAUCAUUGAAAUCCAGCAAGAGAAUUUUUAGAAGACAAGGGCAAACGGCGGCUUGGGCGGUAACCUACCUGGCGCAUAAUAAGCGUCUUCGGAAAACGCGGUGGGGAUUAGGGAAGGUU